Cladocopium goreaui is the source of this 867-nucleotide messenger RNA. NCBI's taxonomy places the organism in Eukaryota, Dinophyceae, Suessiales, Symbiodiniaceae. The record is from the annotation of a GenBank genome assembly.
AUGACAACGUUUUUGAGUUUCAAUGAGAACUUCAACUCCAAGCUGACCUUUACUGCAGAGGAUUCAGCUGAAACGGAGGAGAUGCUGCGAAAGGAUUUGCCGCUGAGUCACAGGUGGAGCGUUUGGGAGCAGAUUAUGCCAACCUCCGAGAGCAAAGGCAUCUACGCCGAUGCCACGCAGAAGGUUGCAAGCUUCGGAACUGUGCAGGAUUUUUGGAGGUUUUGGAAUCACAUCCCCCAACCCAGCGAGCUACUGGAACAAAAGCGUUUGGUCCGUGAACACCCAGACGGCCUGCGCGUCAUCGACGCCCUGAUGAUCUUCCAAGAGAACAUCCGCCCAGAAUGGGAGGACAAGAUGAACGCCAAUGGUGGACACUUCCAGUUCCAGCUGAAGCCCAGCUGCGGCGGCGGUCAGAUCGACGAGUACUGGAACAACCUGGUGAUGGGGAUGAUUGGUGCGACCAUCGAUCCACCGAACAUGAUCACAGGCGUGCGUUUGGUGGAUAAACUUUCAGGGCCACGCGCCUCCAACGUGAUCCGUAUCGAGGUGUGGUUUACGGAGAACGAGGAUUCUCAAGCCAUUGGCUUUUUCAGGGCAUUGGCCACUACCAGCAAGAGAAUGAAGAAGAUCAGCGCACAUGCUGAAGAGAUGAUGGAGGCCUUGAAGGACUUCGAUGAGAAGAUGGAGAAAGAAGUCCGAGAUCUGUCCAAAGAGGAGGGCUGGACACUGGUGGAUGCCUACAUCGAGCGUGCAUCUACGUCAGCUUUGAAGCUGCGUGGCUGGGAAUUCCUGAUGAACAAGGCCGCUGUUUGGGCAGACCACUGGCAUGCUGCAGAGAUUGCCGGAAGUCAGAGCAAUUGUGGUUGA